AUGUCUGUUCUGGUUUUCCGUUGGAACGACAUCAAUGUCACAGUCCCCGAUAGAGCCACUGGGAACCCUAUUAAUCUCUUGACAGAUGCAUCUGGGGAAUUGAAAGCCGGAGAAAUGAUUGCUCUUAUGGGUCCAUCAGGUUCAGGUAAGACUACUUUAUUAAACGUCUUAGCCCAUCGUGGCAUCCCACCGAAAGCAUCAAGCUCUGGAAGUAUGACCACUAAUCUUGGGAAAGUUACCUCCAGAAACAUCAGCAAGUUCUCUGCUUAUGUUGAACAGGAAGACUCUUUGAUCGGGUCCUUGACGGUGAUUGAAACUGUAGAUUUCGCAGCCAAGUUCACAGACUCUGAAUCGACUGCUUCGGAAAGGAAAGAAAGAGUCGCUGAAAUCAUUGCAUCCUUGGGGUUGAAAGGUCAAUCUGGCACUAAAGUCGGCACUCCACUCCAGAAGGGGAUUAGUGGAGGCCAAAAGAGACGUCUUUCAGUCGCAGCACAAGUGAUUACCCAACCUUCAGUGUUGUUUCUUGAUGAGCCAACCUCAGGACUUGAUUCCACGGCUUCUCACAAGGUCAUUCAGUCUAUAAAACAUCUUGCAGCCGAGAACAACAUGAUGGUCAUUGUUUCUAUCCAUCAGCCAUCUACAGCCACGUUUGACUUGUUUGAUAAGGUGUUGUUCCUCUCCAAGGGUAUCACCGUCUACAACGGGAAGGUGUCUGAGGUAUGCGACUACUUCAACACCGUCACACCGUACCCUAUUCCUACUCACUACAACCCUGCGGAGUUCAUUUUGGAGUUGAUUAACACCGAUUUCAAAUCCGAUGGCGAUGACGACGACGACAACAACAAUGAUAAUAACCAGGCGGCCCUUGAUAAGGUUCAAGUGGUGCACCAAUUGAAGAGUCUCUGGGAUGACAAGAGACCACGGUACUCAAUGUCCGAGGAUGACACUGAAAAGUCAGCUGAUCCCUUUGACCAACAACCACAGGACUCCAACGCUGACCAACAACAACACCAUUCUGGAAUCAUCUACAACUUGAGACAAACUUACUAUUUGACCCACCGUCUCUUGAUCAAGUCUCGUCGAGACUUUUUGGCCUACUACGCCAGAGUAGCCAUGUAUUUGGGCUUGGCUAUCAUGAUGGGAACCGUCUGGCUUCGAUUAGGAACGCAACAGAAGAACAUUCAACCUUUUAUGAAUGCCAUCUUCUUCUCCGGUGCCUUUAUGUCGUUCAUGUCUGUUGCUUAUAUUCCAGCUUACUUGGAAGACUAUCAACUGUACAAGAAGGAACAUUUGAACGGACUUUAUGGUCCGUUUGCCUUUGUUGUAUCUAACUUCAUAGUGGGGAUCCCCUUCUUGUUUGGUAUCUCGUUACUCUUCUCCAUCGUCACUUAUUUCAUGUGCAACUUCAGACACUCUGGGUCUGGCUUUGGUAUGUAUUUGACUUGGUUGUUCAUUGAUCUUGUGGCUGCCGAAUCCAUGACCGUCAUGGUAUCAACUGCUUUCCCCAUGUUUGUGAUAGCCUUGGCAUUGACAGCCUUUAUGAAUGGUCUUUGGAUGUCUGUUGGAGGGUUCCUUGUUUCCACCAAUGUGUUGAAUGCCUUUUGGCGUUAUACUUUUUAUUGGAUCAACUACCAACGGUUUGUGUUCCAAGGUAUGAUGUUCAAUGAAUUUAAACCUGACAGAGUGUUUGAUUGUGGUAAAGGAUGCCAAUGUAUGUAUGCAUCUCCAUUACAAGAUCAAUGUAAGAUCUCUGGCGAUGCUGUGUUGAAAGCUGUUGGUUAUGGUAAGGAGGAUGUUGGGUUAUGGAUGGGUCUUACUAUUGCCUUAAUCUUUGCUUACAGAUUAGCUACUUAUAUCAUUCUUAAGAUUAGAAAGUAA
This is a messenger RNA of Lizanozyma spartinae, 1878 nucleotides long. RefSeq lists its product as uncharacterized. Gene Ontology annotation, cellular component: membrane. Gene Ontology annotation, molecular function: ATP binding; ABC-type transporter activity; ATP hydrolysis activity. The coding region runs from base 1 to 1878 and encodes 625 amino acids. The record is from RefSeq and is a predicted model, not a curated record. Lineage: Eukaryota; Fungi; Ascomycota; Pichiomycetes; Serinales; Debaryomycetaceae. The transcript has a single exon.